This is a messenger RNA of Daphnia pulex (common water flea), 2050 nucleotides long. Its product is annotated as DNA repair protein XRCC1-like. Gene Ontology annotation, cellular component: nucleus. Gene Ontology annotation, molecular function: damaged DNA binding. The transcript has 11 exons. The coding region runs from base 121 to 2025 and encodes 634 amino acids. Gene Ontology annotation, biological process: double-strand break repair via nonhomologous end joining; base-excision repair; single strand break repair. NCBI's taxonomy places the organism in Eukaryota, Metazoa, Arthropoda, Branchiopoda, Diplostraca, Daphniidae. The record is from RefSeq and is a predicted model, not a curated record.
GCAGCUGCAAACAUUGGACAAAUCAACUUCCGACGAUACACGUGCCAAGUUAAAAAGUCGUUGAAAUUUGUAUUCCAGUUUUGAUUUUCUUAACAUUUGUUCAGCGUCGUUGUUUUGUCUAUGGCGCCCAUAAAAUUUACUCGUGUUGUGAGUUUCAGUAGCGAAGAUCCGAAUCAGCCAACAGAAAACCUCAUUAAAGAUGGAGUGUACAGGAAAUGGAGGUGCAAAUCUGCUGGAGAGCAGAAAGCGUGGGUUGAAUUUCAGUUAGAGAAAACAUCCUUCAUUUCAGCUGUUGACAUAGGAAACCAUGGUUCUGCAUUCAUUGAAAUUUUAGUUGGUAGAAGUGGUUGUUCCGAUGAAGACUACAAGGUUCUUUUGAAUUCAGCCUCUUUUAUGACACCUCAAGAGUGUCGAAACGAAACAAAUCUCCAGCGUGUACGGAUUUUCAAACACCAAGAUUUGAACAAGGCCACCCAAGCUGAAAAAUGGGAUCGCGUUCGGGUUGUUUGCACUCAACCGUUCAACAAACAGCUUCAGUAUGGAAUUUCCUUCCUUACAGUUCAUGCUCCAGAAGAAGAGUCAGCUAAUAAAACCAACAAUAAUGCUAGCGUGAAAGCAGCAAACAGCAUAGAUCUUGGCAUGUUUAAACUUAGGUCCGAAGAAUCAAUUGUUGACCCCAUCAAACAAGGCAGUUUGUUCUCUCGGUUCAAGUCGUCGAUCAGCACCUCGCCCAGCACUCAGCCUGGUGCAAUCCGUGCUGCAUCUCAAAGUCUUGCCUCUGCUGCCCUAGCACAGAGUGAGAAAGAGGCCUUGACCAUUUUGAGACACUCCCCUAACAAGGACGGCAGCAGACCAGAUAUCAAAUUGACAGAUAAGCUUAAAACGUUGCAGACUCGAAGUCCCACAGUAUCUAAAACACCUACUGCUGCCAAAGUCGAUCAACAUUCGCCAUUACCUAGUCGCAAGCAAGUGGAAUCUGAUCGGCCGAGACCAGUUGCGCCGCCCAUCACUCCACCAGCUAAAAAAUCGUUGAGUAAAAAAAUGCAAGAAAGCAAACCAAGACAUUCCCCCCUUCAUGAAUCGAAGAGAGUUGAAGGACCAGUUAAAAGGAAAACACCACCACCUUCUCCAUCAGUUGACACGCAGCGCUUAGCGAAAAAGCAACGGACGACCAAACCUUUUAAUCGCCUAUUGGAAGGCGUCGUGGUGGUCCUUAGUGGUUUUCAAAAUCCUUUACGGGGUCAACUGCGAGAUAAACUGCUGGCCUUAGGUGCCACCUAUAAACCGGAAUGGAACGCGUCUUGUACGCAUUUGAUAUGUGCCUUUUACAACACACCAAAGUUCAUUGAAGUUAAGGGUAAAGGCAAAAUAGUUACCAAAAAUUGGGUUCAAGAUUGUUUCGACAAACGAAAAAGAUUACCAUGGAGACGUUAUUGUUUAGAUAAAAAUGACAGAGGAGAAGAAAGCGAAGAAGAAAUUUGGGAAGGAGAGGACCAGGGGCCGACAUGUCCGACCCCUACACCCCAAACCAGUAAAGCAGCAACUGUAGUACCCCAAUCGCCAACUGUAGCAGCCAGUUGUAAGCCUACCACUGUGGUGGCGAGUCCUAAAACUAGUGUCGUCAAGGACGAAGAAGAAGAAGACUACGGCGGGUCGACUGAAGUUGACGAAGUCGACACGGAAGAUGAAAUCGAUAUGAUCAAGAAGAAAAUUAAAGAACAACAGCAGACUUUGGAAGAUUCAAACAUUUACGCUAAUUUGAACUUUUAUCUGGGCAAAGAUUUGUCCGAAGAAGUGAAAGAGGACCUAACGCUCUAUAUAAAAGAAUGUCAAGGUAAAUUAGUGCCGAAAAUUAAAUCAAAGGUUUCUCACUUUAUAUCCGACGAUCCUGACGAUGAUUCAGUCGCCAAGGCGCUGUCGAAAAACCAAGACAUGAAAAUUGUCAAAAGUGAUUGGAUACGGACAUGCAGAAAAAAUAACAAAUUAGUUGCUCUCGAUGAAUUCUUGGUGCAACAAACGAAAUGAAUAAUAAAGGUAUUUUAAAACAGAA